AUGGACUCGAUGAUACCUCCACCACCACCUCCAUUGUCUUCAACCAUUCCACCACUUCCACCUCCUUUCUCUUCCUCAUCAACAACUGGAUCUUUCUCUCAUACUUCACCACCUCCUCCUUCCUCACAGCAACCCCCACAACAAACAACAAAUAAUUAUGAAACACAAUCGGUAAUUCUCUCCACCUCCGAACGUGCCAUUGAUUAUUCAAAUAUUAAUAAUUUAAAAAGAUGUGAUCAGAAAUGGACCAUUGAUUGUGAUGAAGGUCUUUUAGACUAUUUGAAAUCCUAUUCCAAUAGAUUAUUUACUCAAAUGAAUCAUUUGAGAGAUUCUGUUGAUGAAUUGGUCUAUGACACUCAAUCAUGUCAAGUCAAAGUGAAGAAUGCAUUCAAUGAAUUUAUCAUGUUAUCAAACACUCAAUUCAUUGAAAAUCGUGUGAUUGUACCAUCACCACAGACAACUUUAUCAACUGAACAAUCCACCCCAACACCUGAACAACUACUUCCAAAAGAAUUAACUCCCGAAGAGAAACAACAUCGUUUUACAACAGCCAUCAAGUAUGGACUCAAUGCUGUUCUUGAAUCAUGUACAAUCCCAAUUGAUGAAGGAACAGCCUAUGAUGCCAUGAUGAUGACUGAUGAAAAUGGAAAUGCUCUUCUCGCAGAGGAAGAUCAAUUACCAAUGGAUGCAGAAGAGUUGGAACAAAACCGUCAAGCUGAAGAAUUUAUGAAGAAUACUGUUGCUCAUAAUGAUUAUAUUCAACAAAUUGAUCCAAUGUUGAUGAAAAAGAGAACACUUCCAUAUAUUAUUGGAAGCAGUAAAUUCUAUAUGAAUGAUUUGGUGGGAAUUAUUCCAAAUGAAGAAGAAGAACAAUUGAAAUUAAUGACUCAUCAUGAAAAUGUCAAUGCUACAGUGGCUGGAACACAAAUUGAUACAAGUGUUUCUGUACCUCCACCACCAUCCAUGAAUGGCAAUGUUCCACCUCCACCACCCUCUUCAUUUGGAGAUAUUCCACCUCCACCACCACCCAUGAUGAUGAAUGGUAGCAUUCCACCACCACCUCCUUUGAUGAUGAAUGGUAGUAUUCCACCUCCACCACCACCUCUCACAUCAUCUCUUGGUAUUCCACCACCACCACCAGAUGCCUCUAUGAAACCAAAAUUGAAAAGUAGUUUUGGCAGUGAAGAAGAGACUUCAUUUACAUUGAGAGAAAAUACAGAGCCACAAUCAUCCACCACUGAAAACUUCUUUGGAGUUUCUAAUACUGUUGGUGAAAAUAAUGAAGAAGAAUCUUCUAUGGAUAUUAGAACUCAAUUGGCUAAUUUAAUGAGGAGAGGUCAAACUCAACCACCACCAACCAACGAUAGUAGUAAUGGUACUACUCCAUCAUUGGAUGGUACUAAUACUGGCCAUACUCAAUCCUUAGAUAACAUAUUUGGAACUGAUAAUAAUGAUGGAGGUUUAUUUGGAAGUGGACUAUUUGGUGGAAGUUCAACCACAACGACAAAGAAACGAAAUUCAGAUGAAUUUGAUUUGAAUCAAUUAGAACAAGAUAUUGGAUUUGGAUUUAUGAGUAAUUCAAACACUGCCACCACCACUUCGGAUAGUUCAUCAAAACAAAAGAAACCAACCACCUCCUCCUUUGGAUUUUUCUCUGAAGAGGAAGAUGAUGGAUUGUUUAGUGGAUUUAAUACCAAGAAUCAAUCACAAAAGAAUCAAUCAAAUGUCACUUCUUCCAAUACUUCCAGUGCUACCACUUCUAAUAACACGACACCUCUCAUUGGUGGUGCUGAGAGUAGAGCGACUGGUAGCGGUGGUUUAUUUGACGAUGAUGAAGAGUUCAGUAUUUUACCAACCACCACCACCAAACAACCCUCUACAAAACAAUCAACUGGUCCAAAAAUAUCCAUGGCUUCAGCCUUAUUUGAUGAAGAGGAAGAAGAAGGCUUAUUCUCCACCAAGGCUUCUGGUAGUUCCAAGACAAAUGCUACUACUACUACUACUACUACGAGCACAACUUCUACUACUGCCACCAGUAAACCAUCGUUGCUCUUUGGAGAUGAAGAAGAGUUUAUGAUUGCAAAAGAUACCAAAAAGACUCCAUCCUUAACAACCAUGACAAGCUCAGCAUCAACUAAAAAGCCAACUUCACUCUUUGACGAUGAAGAAGAAGAAGCAUUUAAACCCAAUUCUACUCCUACUACAACAAAACCUACUGUCUCCAACAAUACAUUCAACACCACUAAAAAGAGUGCUCUCACUUCUUCAUUGUUUGAAGAUGAUGAAGAAACACUCCUUCCACCAAAGAAAGUGGUGGUCAAUAAUGCUGAAGAACAACCAAGCCUCAAAGAGACUACCAAAGAAACAAAAGAGAUUCCUAAGGAUACCUCUUCUAUCAGCAGUGCUAGUAGUAGUAGCACCACCAAAAAUAGCAGUAUAGGCAUUGCAAUUCCAAACAACGACAAUACUUCUUCUUCACCACUCUCAUCCUCCGUUUCCAAAUUAUCAUCCUCACAAUCUGACAUUAAAUCCAAAUUAGGAUCAUCCAUACUUAAAGGACUUCAAGCAAACAUUGGAGGAGGAUAUAUUUCUACAAAGAAGGUGAUGGGAAUCACUGAGAGUGGUGAAAAUACUUCACAUGGAGUGUCAGCACAAUCUGAAAGUCCAAAGACAGAAGAAUCUAAUGCUACAGCCUCACUCUCAACCACUGGUACCACCUCAGCAACCACCUCAGCAGAGACAGAUCUUUAUGAACCUCUCUUUGUCAAGAAGGACGUUACAAAGAAAGUUGAAGUACUUGCAAGUGUUGAGAAAUCAUCACCUUUAACAUCCUCAAAGAAGAAGACAUCUUCGCUCUUUGAUGACGACGAUGAUGAGGAUUUCAUGACAUCAUUGAGGGCCAAGUCAAGUCCAUCCGUUCCUUCAACCACAAACUCGAAUACCUCCUCCACUGGUUCUUCCUCAUUAACAACAACAACAACACCAUCACAACAAACAAACAGCACUUCUGAAACAAAACCACUCAAUACUACUACUCCGGUUGUUGAGGUUCUACCUUCAUCAAGCAUUGGUAAUAGUGAUGUAUUCUCAUCAUCAAAAACCAACUUUGCUCGUGAUGGUAACAGUGGAGUGAAAUUGGAACAUGCAUCACUUGGAAGACCAAAAAGAAAGAAGAAUAGAGGUGUGUCUGUUAAAAAGACAACAUCCCUGUUGGAUGGGGAGGAGGAUGAAGGAGAUCUCCACAUCUCAAGUGCUAAAACAAAUUCUGAGGUGAGCAGUCAUUCAAGUGUUGUUGCAACACCACCACCAUCCUCAUCAGGUUCAGAAUCAACAACAACAACUAUUGAACAACAACCAAGCAAACAGACAUCUCUCUUUGGAGACAUGGAUGAAGACAAGCCAGAGACUACAUCAUCAUCCACUAAAAAGACCUCGUCCUUGUUUGGAGAUUUAGAUCAUGACAUUGAACCAAUUCCAAAAGUGAUGAAAGAAGAGAAACAAUCUCCAUCCACUACUACCACUACUAAAAAGACAGCAUCUGCUUCAUCACUAUUUGGAGACAUGGAUGAAGAACCUAUUAAACCUCUUCUGAAGAAAACUGAAGAAAACACUCAGCCCAAGAAGCAGACAACAACGUCAUUAUUUGAAGAUAGUCCAAAGACAAGUUCUGAAAAGAAGAAAAAGACCACUGCAUCACUCUUUGGAGAUUUGAACGAUGACGAUGAUUUUAAUUUCAUAAAAUCGAGUACUAACAAUGAAAAGAAGAAUCAACGAAUUGCUGAUCGAGAAAAGAAGAUUGAAUCUACCUCAAAGUUAGUCGAUGAUCCACUCUCCAACUUAUUAGCCAAACCACCACAAGAAAAGAAGGAUGUUGUUACAACUUCUUCCACGACUCUUAAUACUUCCAAUAGCGUUAUUGCAACAACCUCUACCACCACCACUACCACCUCUACUGCCACCACCCCUCAAUCAAGUAACACACCCAAUGUGAUGACCUCUCCAACCUCAACCCCAGAGCCAUCCACAACAACACCAUCAAGCAGUAGUACGAUUGGACAAGAACAAAAACAACAAGGCUCAGAAAAGACCAAGUCAUCCUUGUUUGGUAGUGAAGAUCCACUUGAUAUGAUUUUAGGUAAUGCUACAGCACCUAAGAAGAAGAAACCAGAGAUUGUCAAGAAUAAGAAGAAUGAUAUUGAUUCAUUUGUAGAUGAUAUUCUUGGAGGUCCAAAGAGUACUCAACCAAAGACAACUAAAAAGACAAACAUUAUUGAUGAUUUAGUGGGUGGAAAAUCAAAUGGUGCAACAAGUAGUGGUUUGUUUGAUGAUGAUAUACUUUCUGCUAGUAACAACACUGCCACAAAAAAGAAAACAACAAUACCCAGUUCAUCCAAUCUCUUUGGAACCAGUGUUGAUGACUCACCAAAUAUUAGCAACCAGACCAAGAAAUCAACAACCAAGAAGAAGGGAGAUUUCCACAACGAUUUGUUUGAUUUUUAA
Naegleria fowleri is the source of this 4500-nucleotide messenger RNA. RefSeq lists its product as uncharacterized. Lineage: Eukaryota; Heterolobosea; Eutetramitea; Acrasida; Naegleriidae. The coding region runs from base 1 to 4500 and encodes 1499 amino acids. The record is from RefSeq and is a predicted model, not a curated record. The transcript has a single exon.